UCUUAUCUCACACUACCCCUAUAAUUCCCGGUGUAGAAUAUGAUCUGAGUGACAGACACGUUGUUUGUGUCUGGUGGUGGAUGAACAUCAAUGCACUGGUUUGGUUUUGGUUUUAAUGGUUUUGGACAGAUCGAGCCGCAGAGUAAAGAUGCCAUUAGACUGCUCAGUCCGGUGAAGCUCGACUCUCUGUGUGUUUGUGCUGAGACUUUCAGCAGAUCAGAUUUGAGCCCAGAACAAAAGACUGAAUCACGAAAGGUUGUUGCAGGUUGGAGUAGAGUUGCAGUCCUCCAUAACACCGGUGAGCGCCGGUGUGUGUGUGUACACGGAGCAGAGGGCGGUGUGUUGGUGUCAGAAAGUGAAGGAUGUGAGGAUGCGGUUCUGACUGAGAGAUGUUUAACCCUCAGCUUUGCUCACACUGUGCAGUGCUGGAAGUUACACACAAACACAAGAGAGCUGGUUUGGAGUUCAGAAAUAACCCGCACUGGGAACACUGGGAAUGCUCCACCAUUACCCUUGGUGCCAGGGGGAUAUAUAGCCUCGAAGCUCCCAUUUUUCCAGCCUCUUUCACCCCAUCUGCAGGCAAUGAGCCUGGCACUGGGGACUGAGCAUGCUGUUCUAUCCACAGCCUCUGGUACUGUGUACACCUGGGGGCAUGGAGGUCAUGGUCAGCUGGGUCAUGGCACUCUGGUUUCAGGGGAUGAGCCGAGAGCAAUAGAGGCUCUGUGGGGAGUCCCAAUGAAAUCCGUGGCUGCAGGAGGCUGGCACUCGGCAUGCAUCAGUGCUGGAGGAGAUCUGUAUGUAUGGGGCUGGAAUGAGAGCGGCCAACUUGGCCUACCAUCGAAAGGACUCAGAGAGGCACGUCAGAGAGAAAAACAAAGGAUUGAAAAAGACAAACUGGAGGGGAGCAAAAUGGACGAGAGCAACAGUGAUGUGUUUAUCUCAAUUCAAGCAUUCCCUGCGCUGGUAGACGUAUCUGAAGCAUCUGAAAUUAACAAGGUCAGCUGCGGAUCUCGUCAUACAGCAGCCAUUACAGGAAUUGGUGAUCUCUACACCUGGGGAUGGGGUCACUAUGGCCAGUUGGGUCAUGGUUCAAGAUGCAGUUCAGAUGAACCCCAAAUGGUGACGUUUUUUUCCAGUGGAAGAAUGCGUGUGGAAGAUGUUGUGUGUGGAUUAUGGAACACUUUUGUGUCAGCAGUUCCAAGGGAUCAUGUUCCAUCAUGAUUCACACAUACCGUACUGUAUCUCUGCCUAAGGUCUUUUCACUUUUGUUAUACAUUUAGUGACACAAGAAAUAAAGGAAAAAAAUUACAAGCA
Molecule: messenger RNA, 1314 nt
Organism: Silurus meridionalis
Lineage: Eukaryota; Metazoa; Chordata; Actinopteri; Siluriformes; Siluridae
Gene: rccd1
Product: RCC1 domain-containing protein 1
Exons: 8
Coding region: 91-1221 (376 amino acids)
Source: RefSeq, a predicted model, not a curated record